AUGGUAGCUAUCAAGCUGGACAUGGAGAAAGCCUACGACAGCAUGUGUUGGAAGACCCUUUAUGAGAUGAUGAGUACGAUGGGCUUUCCGGUGAAGUUUAUGAAGUUGGUGAUCGAAUGCAUUAUGGACCCAAGGUUUUCUAUGUCAAUCAACGGAGAACUCUCUAAAUGGAUUAUGGGGAAGAGUGGUUUUCGUCAUGGCAAGGACUUAGGCAUCAGGAUUGCUCCAAGUGUUCAGAAGGUGUCACAUUUGCUAUAUGCAGAUGAUGUACUUUUACUCUCUGAUGCUAAGCUAAAAAGUAUUAAGAACGUGAAGAGAAUUUUAAGUGAUUAUUGCGGCUAG
This is a messenger RNA of Dendrobium catenatum, 342 nucleotides long. RefSeq lists its product as uncharacterized. Bases 1 to 342 code for a protein of 113 amino acids. The record is from RefSeq and is a predicted model, not a curated record. The transcript is spliced from 2 exons. NCBI's taxonomy places the organism in Eukaryota, Viridiplantae, Streptophyta, Magnoliopsida, Asparagales, Orchidaceae.